AAGCCACUAUCCGGGUUUUCCAAUGACGCAGAAUGGAGUUUCCGUUUCCUGCUAAUUUAUCGUGUGUUUUUACAUGAUAUUUUAUUCAGUUCAUGCCACUAUGUGUGAGUCAACAUUCCUUUAACUACACAAAAUAUCUAAUUUGGCAACAAAUGGCGGCGAGAACGACACAAACGGGUCCUAGCUUUACAUCAGCAGGUGGCGCAGUUUGAAAGCGUCGAGAGAGAGCGACGUCUGGCCGCCGGGCUCAAUGCCGUGGCUCAAACCUCUGACACCUGCCGGGGAUACGCACAUCUGGAGGAACAUCCGACUGCCGUCUCGCUCAUGAACUCGAAGCCCAACGGAGGACAUGGCGACACAACCGACCCAGGUGUCCAUCCUGAGGGAGUUCUGCCCGCUCUACUACCUGCUGAAUGCCAUCCCAGCCAAGGUGCAGCGUGGCUUCCGCACUGUCGUGGUCUACCUGACAGCUCUGGACAGCAGCAGUGACUUCAUCGCUGUGGGCAGCAGCAUCGGGAUGCUCUACCUUUACUGCCGCCGCCGCGCUCACAUGAACAAAUACAGCCUGGAGGGAAAAUCUGAUGCAAUCACUGCUGUGAAAAUCCUGAGCUGUUUUGAUGACCUGGUUGCUGUGGGAACGGCAUCAGGUCACGUGAUCAUCUUUCAGCUGGUUUCUCCUCUACCGGGUCGCAACAAGCAGUUGCGGCGGUACAAUGUGGUCGGGCUUCACAAAGGGACAGUUACUGCUUUGGCAUGGAGCACUAACGGAAUGAAGCUGUUCUCUGGAGACGACAAAGGGCGGGUUGUGUUCACGUCUCUGGAUCUGGUUCAGGGCGUUUGCAACCCUGUGCUGCUGCUGGAGGAGUCGGCGUCGAUAGUUCAGCUGGACUACAGUCACCAGGUGCUGCUGGUGUCCACACUGCAUCGAUCUCUGCUUUACUGUACGCAGAAGCCUGAGGUGACCCAACUUGGCUCAAAGCCCAGGAAGAGCAGUGGCAGGUUCGGCGCUUGCUUUCUCCCGGCUCUCUGCAAACAGAGUGACCUGCAAGUGUUCGCCGCCCGCCCUGGAUUGCGACUUUGGAGGUCAGACAUCAGAGGGCAGGUGGAGGACACCCGGCUGCUCAAGCCUCUCUUCAACGCAGAGUUUCCUCAGUUUGAGCUGUUUCCUCGGCCCGACUCCGUCGGAGGGUGUCGACCUCCCGAAAGACAGUUGGGUCUGAUGAGCUGUUUUCUGAAAGAGGCCUGGAUCCUCAGCUGGAACGAGUACAGUGUGUACGUCCUGGACUGCGUUAAAGAGGAGAUCGUCGGGGCUUUGGAGAGCAGUGGAGACAUAGUGUCAGUGUCGUGUUCCGACAAUGAGAUCUUUAUUCUGAAAGGGGAUCGAGACAUCAUCCGUCUGUCUGACACACCAGAAGGUUUGGUCUCCAACUUGUCAGACCUUUCUCUCCGUUUGACCUCACCCAUGACCACGCCCACCAUCGUGCCGCCCUCUGGAUUAAUAGAAACAGCUCAGCCAAUCAGAACCAUGGCCAUUAUUGUGGAGAGUGAGGGGAAGGAAGGUGCAGGUCUGGAAGCUCAACGAGGCGAGGAGGCAGAUGGAGGAGAAAAGAUGGUGGCGGACGAGGUGGAGGCGGUGGAGGAAGCGGACGAGCAGGAAGCACAUCAGGAGACAUGUCCGCGAGCCGCAGUCUGUUCGCACAGCCGCAGCAGCUCACUCACUUCCUGGGACAGUCUCCAUGGAAACAGCCCAGUUGCUGCGUCUUAUGAACUGGUCCCCAGACGCUACAGCGGCGCUGAGAUGGAGCAAGAGCUGGUGGUUAAAGCCAUCAGGGUCAAGAAGAAAAAGAGACAGCGACAAGACAGCACCAGUGGAAAUCGUCUUUCUGAGAGCUCCGACUCCAAGUUAGCGAUACAGGACGACACAUGUAGUGAGGGUGGGAGUGGUACUCCGCUGAGCGACAGGGCUCCUUUCACCGAUAUGAACUCCCAGGAUCAGGAUUCUCCCACCCACAACUGCCCAGAUGGAGACUUGCUGGAAGAUAAGGUGGCGGAAUCCUCUGCAAACUGUGGGUCUUGCCCCCCUGCAGGCACCAUGCUCAUCCAAGGCCUACAAGAUCAGCACACCCAAGGCCAGGAAGCUACUGCUGGUGCACAGGCCUUGACCCCCGAUGUGGACCUGCUUCUGGAAUGCACCUUCUCAUAUUUACAUAAUGAUGAGAAACAGGAAAUGGAGGAUGAACUGCUGAGCCCUCUGAUCGGACCAGAAGAGGAAGAGGAGGACGAGCUGGAUCCUCCCAGCCAGAUGUUUUACUCCACUGUCAGUCAUCUAGACCGAAAGACAAGUGUGUCCAGCGAAGAAGAGGCAGACAUCUAUGCCCCCGCUCCUCCCCAAAACGAUGGUCAACACGCAGGCAACGAUCAGACUGAUAAAAGCGGCAAACACGCUGAAGAGAGUGAGGCUGGAGACCGAAGAAAGCCUGUGCAGUUGGCAGAAAGCUGGAUGGGUUACUCUGGGCCCGGCUGUGGAAUCCUGAGCCUUCAAGUGACUGACAGGUAUGUUUGGUGUCUGGACUUUAAAGGCGGACUCUUCUGUAGUCCCUUGCCUGAAACUGGACUGAACUGGCAGCGCUUUGAAGACAAUGUCCACCAGAUGGCGCUGUCCCCUUCAGGUAAUUUGCUGUGGAAGGUGGAGCAGAAGACCUUCACUGCCUAUGCCUGUGCUAAAGUGUCCGGGAAAGGGAAACGUCACUGGUACAAAGCCGUGGAGCAGAGUGCCUUUGUUGCUCUCAGUGACGACUCGGCUUGGAUCAUCAGGACCAACGGUGACAUGUACCUGCAGACAGGUCUGAGUGUGGACCGCCCUUGCGCCCGCUCCGUGAAGGUCGACACACCCUGCGUGUUCAGCCAGGUGUGCGUGCGAGGGGGAGUCGUCUGGGCGCUGAGCGAACACAAGACACUCUUCUACAGGGAAGGCCUGAACAGCUACUGCAGUGAGGGCGAUUCCUGGAAGAGCGACACCGUCAGUGAAGCCCAGGGAAUGGACCUGAUGUGCAUCGCGCUGGGAGACGGCGGGACGGCUUGGGCUCUGGAUUCUAGUGGAAGUCUUUGGUUCAGAACUGGCAUCUGUUCAUCAAAACCACAAGGGGACGAUGAUCACUGGUGGCAGAUCAGCAUCUCGGACUACGUGGUCUUCGAUCAGGGCAGUUUGUUCCAGACGUUAUUGCAGGCCACUCACAGCGUGGCCACUGUCACCAGGGCUCCUGUGGAGCGGGUAGUGGCUUUUCUCUCGCAGUAUUCCCAGUGCCAACCCAGUUUGGUGGGUGCCAAUUCUAGAGGUGUGUGGGUGGCGUCUGGCCGCAACCAGCUGCACCUGGCUCGUGGGAGCCUAGUUGGCACUUUCUGGCAAAAUGUUGUCCCAAGAGGAACCAUUUCUGCCACCAGGUGGACUUUCAUAACGUCUUCCAGAGUCCUCCAUCGAGAAGGUGCGUUUCUCUGGUUGGCUCAGAGCAGGAAGGACCUCUUCUGUGUGUGGGAUCAGGAUGGAGAGUUGCGACCGUCCUCCGUUUCGCUGCCGCCGGAGGUGGAGCUGACUCACCUGUCUGCCUGUCAUGACGCUCUCUGGGGGCUGGACACUCAUGGGCGUGUCAGCAUUCGGACCCUCACUCAGUCCUGUCCCAUCGGCCUGCACUGGACCUUGCUUGACCUCAGUCAGCUUGGAAACGUCCGUCUGGUCAGCGUCAGCUGCGGCAGCCAGAACGUCUGGGCCGUGGACCAUCGGGGCGCGGUCUACUUCAGAGUGGGGACUCAGCCGCUCAACCCCAGCAUGAUGUUGCCAGCUUGGAUCCAGAUCGAGCCGCCAGUCCUUCCUGUCGGCGUCCAGCUGCUCAGCAUCCACACCAGUCCCAACGACACGCUGCUCUGGGCGGUGGACAAUCGAGGGAGUGUGUUCGUGAGGACGGGCCUGAGUGAAGAGAUGCCUGUGGGCACCAACUGGGACCUGGUGCCAGGACUGGUGGUGACUCAGCUGGUGCUCAGCUGCCGCACCGUUUGGGUGCGCUGCGUGAACGGAGACUUGGCCAGGCGCUACGGCGUCUCCCAGCACAAUCCAGCUGGAGACUACUGGAAGAAGAUUCCCGGCACUGCCAACUGGCUGACAGUGACGCCAGACGACGAGCUGUGGGCUGUGGAUCCAUCAGGUGGUUUGUCCCGCAGACUGACCAAGCUCCUCCCACAGUUGUCCAGUGGCCAGGCCUCCUCUGGUGCUGUCCACAGCAAGGAUGAUGUUGAAGACGAGUGGGAACUUAUCUGAGGCUGAACCGUCUCCUCAUAUCAUUCCGUGUUCCCACCCCACACGGGACCGCCGUUUUGAAGCAAAUCCCACCGUAAAGGUCCAUGUUUUAUUCUUGUUUUCUACGAAGGCACUUUAUUUUUGAGGCUGGCCAGGUUUGGUGGUGAACCUUUCUAUUGGCCGACUGGUAUUUGCACUAGACGGGAGGAGUUUGACUGGAAGUGAACGACUGUGGAUCAUUUCAAGCCUGGAACUCAACUGAAGGGAUGUUUCUCUGACCUGUUCUGGACUAAUGCACCUGGAAAUUCAUUCUUCUGUCCAUCACUAUCCUCCUGAAAUGGUUGGUUAGCUGUCGUUGCUGCUAAUAACAAACCACUCCUUUGUGUUUUAUGGAAUUAAACAUAUUUAAACACUG
Messenger RNA from Synchiropus splendidus (mandarinfish), 4703 nucleotides. RefSeq names its product tectonin beta-propeller repeat containing 2 (gene tecpr2). The record is from RefSeq and is a predicted model, not a curated record. Bases 350 to 4309 code for a protein of 1319 amino acids. The transcript is spliced from 27 exons. Gene Ontology annotation, molecular function: protein binding. Lineage: Eukaryota; Metazoa; Chordata; Actinopteri; Syngnathiformes; Callionymidae.